AUGUAUACGGCACAUCAGUUAGUUUCUCGGGACGACUAUGACAAUUAUGACUCGGAUGAGAGUGAUGGAGAUGGCUACUCAGAAGAGUCAAACAGUGAGGACGCCAGCUCCUCAGAUAGCCAGAAUAGUAUGGAUGAGAACAAGGAGUUAGAGAGAUUUAUGAUGCUUGGGGGAAGCCAAAAUGUCACUGCAAUCAAUGAAACCAAUGGAAAAAAUGGUAAAUUGAAUGAAAUUUAUGAGUAUUAA
Rodentolepis nana is the source of this 246-nucleotide messenger RNA. The record is from the annotation of a GenBank genome assembly. NCBI's taxonomy places the organism in Eukaryota, Metazoa, Platyhelminthes, Cestoda, Cyclophyllidea, Hymenolepididae.